Messenger RNA from Synchiropus splendidus (mandarinfish), 2887 nucleotides. RefSeq names its product gsg1-like 2b (gene gsg1l2b). The coding region runs from base 147 to 1061 and encodes 304 amino acids. The transcript has 5 exons. Lineage: Eukaryota; Metazoa; Chordata; Actinopteri; Syngnathiformes; Callionymidae. Gene Ontology annotation, cellular component: plasma membrane. The record is from RefSeq and is a predicted model, not a curated record.
AAUGGUCAGUCUCGGUGCGAUAAUUAGCUGCGGCUGCGUGAGGAGGAGGAAGGACAGGAUGAAGGUUUGAGGAGGGACAGUCACCGCAUCCUCUGAGCGACACGGCGGGAUUAACUUCCGAGCCAUCACUCGCUCCGGACGCCGCGAUGGGGAUCGACCGGCGGCGGAGAGGGUCUCUGGCUCUCACCUUAAACUUCCUGGCCCUGUUUCUGGCCGUGUCCGCGCUGACCACCAGCUACUGGUGCGAGGGGACCCGGAAAGUGGUCAAGCCCUUCUGCACCGGACCCGUGACCACCAAGCAGUCCUUCUGCAUCCGCUUCAACAGCUCCAACUUGAACGACACCCGCCUGGUGCAGUACAUCUGGGAGACCGGGGAGGACAAGUACGUGAUGAGGAAAUUCCACACCGGGAUCUGGUUCUCCUGCGAGCAGAACAUCAACAUGACCGGUGAAAAUUGCAGAAGCUUCCUUUAUGUCGCCCCUUCCAACGAAAGAGGGGUGCUGUGGCUGUGCAUCGUUGCAGAGUGCCUGUACAUCCUCCUGCUGGCCACCGGGGGCAUCCUCAUGUCGAUAGAGGUCUGUCAGUUUGGAAAUGUUAUCGACGGCCUCAAGCUCAACGCCUUCGCUGCCAUAUUCACAGUGCUAUCAGGUCUGCUGGGGAUGGUGGCCCACAUGAUGUUCACCACAGCCUUCCAGCUGACCGUCAGUCUGGGCCCGGAGGACUGGAAACCUCAGACGUGGGACUACAGCUGGUCGUACAUUUUAGCCUGGUGCUCCUUCACGGCCUGCAUGGCGUCGUCAGUCACCACCAUUAACCGCUACACCAAAACCAUCCUGGAGUUCAAGCACAAGAGACGGAACAUAGAGAAGAACCUAAAGAUCAAGCAGAAGCUGCUGGAGCUGGACUCUCCGGAGCAGGUGUGGGACAUGUACAUCAGCUCGGUACCGAGCACGGCCGAGGAGCUGCUCGACCUCUCGUCCAACGGCCGCAAACUCUCCAACACCUCCAUCUUCCUGGACCUGAAUGACCUGCCCGAUGCUCAGGGGGAGGAAUACUGCUAGAUACCUUUUUUAGGACAAUAAAAUGAGGGAGCGGAUCGGUUCCGAUGAGAGGACUUUGAACAAUGUACUCAUCCGAGAAGCGACUCUUCCCGAGCUGUGAAUGUUAGCUGUGUGUGUCUCUCUGUUGUGGCAAAAGUCUCACAGUUUAAUGUUUGUUCUUUGAAAAGCAAAGUGGCUUUUGCUCUUCAGUAAAAAACUCAUGAUGCUUCAGCCUACAGCAGCAGAGAGCCUCUCCUCUGAGGUAGCUGGGAUCCAACCUCUGACGCUGGCAGAUAAGGAGAUCAAUAUGAUGAAUGGAAAUUAAAGGGGAAUUUUACUGAGAAACUAUGAUUAUUUCACAUUUCGCUAUGUUAAGGAAGCAGUUCGGAAAUAGCACUGAUGCUUAAGCUAAUAUUAAUGUGAGACGAAAACAUACACUUUAAUUACAGGAAGAAAGAACAAUGGAUUGUUUUGAAUAAUUUACUGAAUAACAAUGAGCCUUCAUGUUCCAGAGCCUAUGAUUGCACAAGUGUGUUUUCACUUCAAAAGCGACACAUUACAGAGAAGGAAAGGGUGGUCGAUGGGUCAAUGUCACAAAGAGGUGCGCGUCGAGAUGAGAUCCUGAGAAUGUUCUGGUCUUUCUUUUGCCUCUUUACCUGGAGGGGUGACUUGCCCACAACUAAGAAACUUCUCAGACUUGCUAGAAUAAGAAGAAUUGGGAUGAAUCAGAGUGCAAUAAAACUGUGCAGGCUGCAUCUAUUGUCAUGGUUCUUCCCACUGGUCAGGUCCUCCUCGAUCCAGAAGCAAAACUUAGGCUGCCUCUGCUGCAGUACAGAGACCCCCUGAAUGAACUGUGGAGUUUAUACAAGUCCAUCCGGGGGUCAUUUGAGUGUCUUAGUCUUAAACAUCCUAUAUCAUAUGCUUGUUAUUACUUGGCUUCCAUUGGCCGCAAGGACAAAGAAGGGCCGACCAAUAGGAAAAGUUCAAGCAACACCAUUUGUCGAUCUCAUUCUCUGUUCCCAAUUCAGAUAUACUUGUAUAUUUUUUAAGUUACAGUUUGCACUUUUGUUUAAGCUCUAAAGAUUGUUCGGGCCGGUAGCCCAAUGAGCUACUGUGUUAUUAUGUCAAUAAAGAUUGGGUCCCUACUAGAAAUGACUACUGCCAGUGGAUUGGCUCCUGUAACCAUGAGAAUCAUGUAAACGCACUCACUGCAUCUGCUGAAGCCACUGUUGCUUGAGCAGACUGGCCAGUAUUCAGCGGUCAGUUGUCUCAUAUAAUAACUGCCUUGACCGUCCCACCUACGGCCACUUGACAUGGCGCCAAAAGCUGCGCAGCAUUGGCUCAGGACAAAGUUUGGCGUAAGAUAAAAACGACUUCCAACAGUUUCGGUUUUUUUUCAAUGCAACAAAAUGGCUUCAAUUUAAGCAGACGGAUUGGGGUUGAGUCUUCAUUUUCCGAGUUCAGUAGGUGGCGCUCUUGUUUUAAAAAUGAUGCGAUGGUUUAUUAACGCGCUCCCCUGAGGCUUUGUUCAUAGUGCAGAGAGUGCCAUCUAGUGGUGAAAAUGAAUGUUUAUUUAAGCGCAUUUGCAUCUGUUGAUACGCCGUUUCUAUUAAAAUUGGAGAUUUGUCUGUUUAAAAAAAUCUUUCUAGGCAUGUUUUCUGGUGUUUACGUAAUUUUGUGUAAAUCUAUUAAAUAUACAUUUUUGGUAGAAAAUAAAACAUUUACAGGAAAACAGUGGAUAUCGACUGUACAUUUUAUAACACGCUCAAAUAAAUAGAUGAAUCUUUUUAAACGGGUCCUGCAAAUUGUUCUCAUGCUAAACCGCGGGGUGGCACUGUUGUUUGGUA